ACAAAAACAUUCAUCCAAAUAAUUUAUUUGUCUGAAUACUCUCUGAGGAACUUCGAGAGAACUGUAGAUACAGCUCAAGAAUUUUAGCAGCUGUGGACGUGGAGGUUCGAAGGAGGGAGUUCCUACUGUGACAAGAAUAAUUGUAUAAUCUACGGGCAGGAUAGAUCUGUGAAUUUCAAUUUGUCAAUGUCAUAGAAGCACAACUGUCAAGGAAAAUCCUGAGACAUUUAUUUCAACUAAUUCUCCAGAAGGUCAUACAUUAAAACGAACAAUAUGUAUCAUUGUGGAAUGCGUCAAGUUGGAGAAAGGCAUGUUGCCUACAAAGUUGACUUGAUGGUUUGGAGCAACCGGCUCGAUCUUCUAGCUCUAAGCAAUUUUAAAGGUGAAGUCCAGAUACACAGACUGCACUGGCAAAAAGUUUGGAACUUGCCACCUCCUAAAGAGAAUGUAACUGUUCAAGCAAUGGCUUGGAGGCCAGAUGGGAAGGCAUUGGCCAUUGGAUACAGUUCAGGGGUAGUAUACAUUGUGGAUAUAGAAGAUAAGGAAAUAGUGGACAAGUAUGAAGACCUCACGGAUGAAUUUGAUAACUCAAAACAGUUUGGUAUCACAUGCAUUACGUGGGCAGUUAGAGCUGACACACUGGAAAGUGCCAUAGACCCCAAUGUAUAUGAUGAUGCUUCAAUAUUUUUGCAAAACUUACCUUCUACUGGUGAAUACAAAAGUCAAGGAUCUGAUGAAAAUAUGAAAGAUUUCAAAGAAGUUCAAGCCCCAAACCAAUUAAAUAUGUUAAUGGUGGGUUAUGGAACUGGGUAUAUUUACAUGAAUAUAUUUGGAAGAUAUCCUUAUGGCACAAUACAUCUUGCUCAAGUUACUAAAGAUGAGUUUGGAGAGUACAAAGUACUUGAUAUCUGUAUGUCUGAUGACUUUAGUUUGAUGCAAGUUCUCUAUAUUGAUAGAGUAACCAAUAAUCUCCUGAUGUCACUUGUAAACACAAGUGUGUUAUCAGCAUUUGCUGAAGAGAUGUAUAUUGUAGCUAAGAAGCACAGUGAAAUUGUGAGAUUAACUUCUUACUUAGACCAGACUAUGAUCUCUAUUACUGAAUCUUGGGAGCAUAUUUUACUAGAAAUGGAUACUAAAAUGGCUGAGUAUGCUGCAUCAGUCCCUGAGGGCGGGGUUUCAGCUGAUUUGUUGGAGCUACUCAUGUUAGGAACCCCGUCAGAUGAGUUAGAACUAUGCCUGCUGCAGAAACUGACUGUAAAUGAUUUGAAAAAGUUUGGUAAUUCCAUUGAGUUGAGCUACUCAACCAUACAGAAAUUGGUUCUCAAGCAACUUAACAUUGUUGGACAAAGUCUGACUUAUUACCUCUCUGAACUGAGGGGAUUGACAAGGAUACCAGAUAGGUAUAAGGUUCUGGGUAUAGAAGAAAACACAGUGACUGAAGCAAUAAGAGCCUGUUGUGCUUUCCUCAACAAAUGUCUAGAAUUACAACAGGUCAUUGAUACUUCAAUGCGCAAUUACAAAGCAUUUUUCAGAUGGCUGUUUGUUGUCAUAGUCCGAUUACUUGGAGAACAAACUUCUACUGAAAUAGUGAAAAUCACGCAACAGGAACUUGGCCACAUUGCUGAAUUUCUAUAUAACUUUGAUAAUGUACAAGUUGAUAGUGGUGAAGGUUUACCAGAAAAACCUGUCAAAUUCAACUUGGAGAGGCUGGGACAAUAUUUGGAAGACCAAGAGCUGACCAUAUUACCUGAUGAUGAUGACAAUCCAUGGCAUAAAUUCCUCAAAGAUAAUGCAUGUCUACUAAAGGACAAUGACACAAUAUUUUCUCUAGCAGAGUUCAAGAAGUUCUCUCUUGUACAACAGCAAAAGCAUUUGAAAAAUGCAAUAAGCCAGGUGUUUGAUGUUUCCAAAAAAGAAACUAGUAAAUAUUUUUCUGCAAUAUAUAACAUAAAAUGUUAUGAAGACAAAUCAAAUGGGAAGUUGAUGGAAAAUUUGAGGAUAUGUCAAGCUUUCUAUGGUUCUGAAAACAGUUUCAUGAUGGCAUUCACAGAUUCUACAAAUCUAGAAGAUGGUAUACAUUAUAUGACUGUAAAAAUUAAGGAAAAGCCAGGCUCAGUGACAGCAAUGAAAUAUAGUUUUUCAACUAUCAUAUUAGGUGAUAAGAAACCAAAUGAUGAGAUGAUUCCUGUACUGGAUUUACAAUUCUAUUCUUCUGAAUACUUAUCUGUCUUGACACAACAUCCUCGUAUGGAAGAAAGUUCUAUAUUUAUCCAAGUACCAGUAGGAAUUAUUCAAAUAAAUGCUACUGAAUGCAGUUUGAAACCAAAAAUGUUUUUGUUCAAUGAGAAAGUGAACAAAAAGAAUAUUUCACCUUUGAUAGAACCUGGAGUUUUCAAGGUUUUAGAUAAAAUGGAUGGAUACCGAAUAGCUGUUUCAGGAGGUCGUAAGGUGGCAGUGGUAUUGUCCAAAAGUCUCAGAAAAGUACGCGUUUUUGAAAUGGAGAUUGAUGGAGAUGACGAGGAAGAUGAGACUCUGGAUACAACAACUCAAUCUCAGAGCACUAAUGAUCAAUCCACAUCUGAAAAACAAAACACAUCAGCAGCUGCUGAUGUUACCUUCUAAGAACAUUAUAAUUAGUAUU
Messenger RNA from Helicoverpa armigera (cotton bollworm), 2641 nucleotides. It is a transcript of the gene APC4, whose product is annotated as anaphase-promoting complex subunit 4. Gene Ontology annotation, biological process: protein K11-linked ubiquitination; anaphase-promoting complex-dependent catabolic process. Lineage: Eukaryota; Metazoa; Arthropoda; Insecta; Lepidoptera; Noctuidae. The record is from RefSeq and is a predicted model, not a curated record. Gene Ontology annotation, molecular function: protein binding. Bases 274 to 2622 code for a protein of 782 amino acids. The transcript is spliced from 7 exons. Gene Ontology annotation, cellular component: anaphase-promoting complex; nuclear periphery.